AUGGAUGCGGUUAAAUCCAAGUAUCCUGGGAUAGAUUUUGCUGAGGUCUACCAGGACUUUCAGACUGGAAUCCUGGACAACAUUAUCAUGCACACCACGCAACCAGAGGUUGCGGCUCCAGCAUGGUCCUUCGUCCGAAAGUGCGUGGCUGCGGCGAAUCUGAACCAGCAGAACAUGCAUAUCCAAGCUGCUGAGGAAGCUGCUCGAGAGGCAUGCGCGGUCUUCAAGCGAAAAGAAUCUCAGAAGGAUGAUGUGGGCGCCCUGCUCCUAGCAGGCAUGCAGGCGUACAAAGCCGAUUUGAAAGCUUACUUCUUGAAGAUGAAAGCACUCAUGGAACGGCGUGAUGCGGACAUGACGCAGUUGACCGCUAGAAAGCUCGAUGGCCUCCAGCAGGCGCUAUCUCGGCAGAAGGGCAGCAUCCUCUCUGCAGUGCCAAGCUCCAGCGUGGCGACGCUGGGGUCUUCUGAAGGUGACUCCGUUUGCGUUGUGGUUACAUCUGCCGCAACACGGGAUCUCACGGUGGAUCUCUUGACAAGCCUGGUGGCUGCCUCGGAGCCCAAGGGCUGUGUUGUGGUUUGCUUACCUCCGGCAUGGCAUCCCGAAGCUCGGAAGGCAGAACUCAUCAUCGCGGAAACAAUGAUGAAGACCGCAGCAACCAAGCUGCCGCUGCAGUUGAAGCAGCUUGGCGCCCUCUCCUCCGCCGUAGUGUUAUUGAACCACGAGAAGCAAGAUGUUGCAGAACAAGCUUCAGAGCUGCUAAAAAUGUUGCUUUCCUCCACAGCCAUGAGAACGGGGGAAGUCGUGGCCGACGGCGUAGGCCGCACCCUCAAUCUAUCACAGGCUUUGGAGGUGUCAUGGUUGGAGCUCCUCAAGGCAUCCCGGAUGCUGUGGGCCGAGCAAGAUGGGGCAGCGCUGGGCCGGGCGGUUACAUCGAAGUACAAGGAGAGCACGCGCAUGUUCGAGUGGACUAGCCUCGAAAAGGCCAGGUUGCGCCAUCAUGAUGGCGUCCUGAAGGCUGAAAGUCAGUUUUCUCUCCACACGACUCCUCGUGUGCUGUACCUGAAGGUGAUUCCUCGAGUUCCAUCCGACGGUGUGGAUCUCCUUGAGGCCUGGAUGAUCGAGAAGAAUGUUUCCGGCGCACCCUUCCCACUCAACUGGAUCCGUGACUCGAAGUUCUUGCUGCCUGCCCUCCACCGCCAGCGAGCAGCUGAUUCUGUUCAGUGUCCGGAGGAUUGGUGUCUCAUGGUGGGUCGCUGGUGCCUCGGCCUUGUCCUGCUCCACAGAUGA
Symbiodinium natans is the source of this 1287-nucleotide messenger RNA. NCBI's taxonomy places the organism in Eukaryota, Dinophyceae, Suessiales, Symbiodiniaceae. The record is from the annotation of a GenBank genome assembly.